UGAGUAACUGUCAGACCAAUGAGCGUUCCUACUGUUUGCAACGAAGGGAUGAGAGUCUGUCGAGGCCCAAUCAGCGUGUCAGUGCUGCCUGCCGGUGCCGGGGACUGGUGGUGAGAAUCCGCUGCAACGCGUCAGGGGGACCGGACCGUGAACCCGGAGACGGUACACAAGGAGGCGAAACGACACACAGGAUGGAGCGGAUGUCUGAUGAUACACUGAGGCUCAACCUGUUAAAGCGAGGUCUAGAGUCAUCCAGUGAGAGGGAGGAGGCUCUGUCAAAGCGCCUAAAAAUGGAGGGUCACGAGGCCAUGGAGCGCCUGAAGAUGCUUGCCCUUCUCAAACGCAAGGACUUAGCUGAUCUGGCUGCCCUAGAGGUCCCAGGGACGCUUGGAGAUGGAAAAGGCCCCAGUGCCAGCUCCCUCCACCACCAGAGUAUAAUGGGUGCGACCUAUGAGGAGAAGCUGAAUGGAAGUUUGAGGCUUGGCAGCCACAGUGUUCAUGUCGGUCAAAGUAAGAAUGGAAAGGAAAACAUUAUGGAUGAGCCAGUGGAUAUGAGUGCUGGAAGGAGAUGCGAGGUUGAUCGUGACAGACAAACUCCUUCUCCAGAUGUCAUCAUACUUUCAGACAACGAGGCGUCUAGUCCCAGGACAACACCUCGACCCGAAGAGCGCAUGCACCAGGCUAACUUGGAGAUUUUUAAGGGAAAAACAGGAGAGGAGCGACAGCAGAUGAUCAAAGCUCUGAGGGAAGAGCUGCGCCUGGAAGAGGCCCGUCUUGUCUUGCUCAAGAAGCUUAGACAAAGCCAGAUGCAGAAGGAGAACGUUGUGCAAAAGGUCCCAGCGGUCCAAAGCUCUGCAUCCUCUGUUCAGCCUCCUCCCAUUCACAGCUCUUCAGGUAUCGGAAAGCUGCCUGUGAGGCCAGGCUUGCACAACACUGAGCCUCAAAAUCUCCGAACUGCACAGGGUCAUACAGUCAUUCGUUCAGCCAAUACCAGCCUGCCUCCAAUGCUUAUGUCCCAACGAGUGAUAGCCCCCAGUCCAUCCCAACUACAGGGCCAGAGGGUGUCCUCCAAACCUGGGAUGCCACGAUCCAGCUCAUCCAGCAUGACCAGUGCGGUAAACUAUCAGCAGGCCAGCCAGCAGGUGGCAGCUUCCCAGCGCUCCAGCUCCAGUGCCAUGUACAUGAACCUGGCUCACAUGCAGGCAGCAGCAGCAGUGGGGGCCAGUGGUGUGACAGGUGGUCUUGCUGGAGCUUCAGCAGUCAGCCCAUCCACCAUGUCUGGCUCAGCCAGUGGAGCAGUUAGCUCCAUGGCUGAUCAGGCCAGCAGUCAGGCAGCUGCCAAGCUGGCUCUACGGAAGCAGCUGGAAAAAACCUUGCUGGAGAUCCCUCCACCCAAACCCCCAGCCCCACUGCUCCACUUCCUCCCCUCUGCAGCUAACAGUGAGUUUAUCUACAUGGUGGGCUUGGAGGAAGUGGUACAGAGUGUCCUGGACAGUCAGGGUAAAUUCAGGGGGUCUUUGGCCCGUAUGGAGCCUUUCUUCUGUGCCCAGUGCAGAACAGACUUCACACCCCACUGGAAGCAAGAGAAGAGUGGCAGAAUCCUCUGUGAGCAGUGCAUGACAUCCAAUCAGAAGAAGGCUCUGAAAGCAGAGCAUACCAACAGACUGAAAAAUGCUUUUGUGAAGGCUCUUCAGCAGGAACAGGAGAUCGAACAAAGGCUACAGCAGCAGGCAGCUCUCUCUCCCAGCUCUGCUGCUACUGGCUCCAAUGUCUCCAAGACUGAUACGAUGAUCCGACAGCAUGCCCUGCGCCAGGCUCAGCAGCCUCAGGCUUCUCUGCAGCGAGGUUUGUCUAACUCUGCAAGAGGCGUCCUUUCCAACUUUGCUCAGGCUUCUCAGCUGUCUGUGGCCAGCAGCCUUAUGGGAAUGAGCAGUGCUAAGCAUUGUGGUAGUGGUGGGAGUAGUAACAGACUGCAGCAUGACAGCCGCCGUCAAAUCUAUAACAUCCCAGGGUUAAAUAUUGCCUACCUGAACCCUGCAGCUGUUGGAGCCCAUAAGACUUCCAGCUUAGCAGACCGGCAGAGAGAAUACCUGUUGGACAUGAUCCCACCUCGGUCCAUAUCGCAGUCCAUCACCGGGCAAAAAUGAGCCCCAUUAAUUUCUCAUGUGUGUCAGAGGCCAGCCUCGUUUGAUAACUUCCCCCAUUCUGAGGCACUCCCAGAUCAGCUGAUAUGUCCACCCCACAGUUUCAUCGCAUGCAGUGCCUGUCCGUGUGCCUACCUUAGACCAACCCAUGAGAACCUACUAAGCUGAACAAAACACAAGCUGUCAGUGCAUCUGAGUUGUUCUUAUUAUAGCAGAAAUUCCCUUCUUCUGUAAUUCCCUUUAUAAUCACUGGUGGUAGCGCCUAUACUUGCAACUGCCAUUUAAGCUUAAGUUAGUGUUAUUCAUUAUUUUACAAUUUGCUUUUGAAGUGUUUGUCUGAUAUUUCUGUUUUUCUAUUGUUUACCUUUUACUUCAAGACACCCAGUCAUUGUCAAUUUAGUGAGAUAAUUUGAAAAUGUUCUUUUUUUUCUCACUUCCAAAGCUAUUAUGACUAUUGAUGAGAAUAGAAGAUCAGCAGGGUUCACUCUUGUUGCUAUGCAACAUAAAGUUACUCUAAAGUUUGUAAACAUGAUUUGUUUGCCAAGUACUAUUUAAAGAAAGUGAAAAAUUUUGUUGGGAACAAAAACAGAUCAUAUUAGGCAGAAUUCAAUCUUGAAAGACUAUACUGUUUUAAAGAAUUGAACAUUUGAGAGCAAAGUGCUUUCCAUGGAUCAUCUCAAUGACCUGCUUCAAAGACAUCAUCAGAGUCAUCACAGCAAUCCACACCCAGAACUGAUUUCAGCCUGGGAUUCAGGGCAACACCUGGAUAUCUUGAAGUAAGCCCCAGCCAACUUCAGUACCCACCAACUGAAAAAAGAAAAUUAUGUACAAAAGAGAAUCUUGUGGAAAUUAAAUGUGGAAACCCUCUCCACCAUUCUUCAGCAAGGGGUUUCCUUUGCUUUAGUUAGGAUGUCAGUCUUCUGCUGAUAUAGAUGUUUUGCUGACAUGUGUGUGUAGGACAUUCUGUUACUAGCACCAUCGGAUGAAGGAUGUGGCGGGCUGAUGAACGAGAAGACAGAGGUGCCUGAACUGGCUAACUGUUGAGAAGCCAGUUCACAUCGUUUGUCCUCACCUUCCAACAACCUCUCCAUGCAGCUGUCCUUCAUAGUUUUACCUCUUCAUUAUUCACAUUGUGAACUCUUUUUAUCCCAGCAGUUCCUUUACAGAAUGUACCAAACAUACAACUUCAGACUACAUCCAGAUCACAGAUUCUUCACCUAAAAUACCCAACUCUGGGUUCUGGUUCCAGUCUGUGUUCUUACUUUUUUUGUAAUUCCUGCAUCUGUUCUUUCCCAUUCUUUAUAUUUGUUUCUUUUUUUGUGCGCCGUCUCCAAAUGAUUUGGUGGCCUACCUGAGAGGUGUCGGCUACUGGAGACGAUAAUAAUCUAAGACAUUAACUGUUGAAAAAUCUAUGGAUUGUGUAUAGAUACCUAACUUCAGAGAAUAAAGGGUGUGGAUGUUUUACAGGAGAGACUGGAUCAAUCAAUGUGUGCACAUUGUGCUCACAAGUUGCCUCACUCAAGAGGAGCACUUUUCAUAUUUCCAAAUGGAAAUUUUGUUUGUUUUCUGGCAAGGAGGAAAUGAAUGUUGGAAUGAAAGAGCAUAUGCAUUGUUUAUUGCUGAUUAAAUGUUUAGACCCCUGAACACAUACCAUCCUAACUAUAGUACUCUGUCAAUCUAUGAAACAGAUUGACAAGUUUAAAGUGUGCCCAGUUUAACUUUUUACUGUAAUGUGUUUCAUUUUCAAUGCCAUGUUAACAAAUAUUAGUAUCAGAUUCUUUUCACUGAUACAGCCUUCCUCUCACUUGUACCUUUCUUGUAAAGAAAGGUAUGACCCUACUUUCCCAACACCUCAAAAAUUACAUCCAGUUUUUCACCUUUCUCUGCUUUGAUAGACAAUCUCCAUUCUUCUGUGAAAUACUCAGUGAGCAGGAUAUGGGCUCUGCUGGCAGUUCAAGAUUUGACCUUUUGACUUUGAUGUUCUUGGCAUUAUAAGUCUCCAGCAUGAAGGUGCAGUACUUUGUGUUUUCUGUGAUAGAUGGUCUUGUUGAAAGGGACCCUUUAUGGUGAAGGCCUUUGCACAGUUUCAUUGUGUUGAUGCCAGGUCCAAGUGGUUUCUGGCCCUCUUGUCUGAUGAGGAAAACUUAUGUGAUAAGCUGGUUUGCCAGUUCAUAAGAGGAAAUGAAGUUUGAGAGAUUUCUUAUCUCUGGAGCUUUUUGAAUUCUUUUAUUUGUUCGUGAAUGAUGACCUGUACAAAUUUCGAUAAAGAUUUACUCUUUGCACAGUAAUUUUUAUUAUUAUUAUUAUUUUUUUUUUUAAGUGUCCAUGUUGCUUUCUUCAUUCUGACUGUGGUUAUAUUUGCACACUUCUUUGUUUGCAGGGUCUUUAGCUUCAUCUUUUGAUCCAUAUUCACACUUUGUUGGCUGGAGCAGGACUUGAAGAACUUAUAAUAAAAUGUUAGUUGCACAGGUCCUUGCAUCUACUUGGACUCUGAGACCAUAAACUGCAUGGUAGACUGCCCAGGCCACCUGACUGAAGCUGUCUGUGUUGUGUUUAGUUAGUUUGCAAUAACUCAGGUAUUUCAAACAGUGUUCACUCGGUCUUCAGUAUUAUUCAUGGAUAUGGUUACCACUUGACGCAGGGAAUUCUACAGUGAUUUUGAGGGGAGGUCGAUUCAGUUCACAUUGGGGUUGCCACAAUGCGAAAGUUUCAUAUAGAUGUUAGGAAAUACGCAAUAUAGAAUCAACUUUUUUUUUUUAAAGAAGGCUCCUUUCUAGUUGAAAGCAAAAACUAUGAUUAAUUAAAAUAUGAUUAAAUUUGUUGCUUCCAUAGUUUGGGCAUAACCAAUAAGUAUUGAAGA
Messenger RNA from Gambusia affinis (western mosquitofish), 5004 nucleotides. It is a transcript of the gene gatad2b, whose product is annotated as GATA zinc finger domain containing 2B. The coding region runs from base 192 to 2147 and encodes 651 amino acids. The record is from RefSeq and is a predicted model, not a curated record. Lineage: Eukaryota; Metazoa; Chordata; Actinopteri; Cyprinodontiformes; Poeciliidae. The transcript has 11 exons. Gene Ontology annotation, biological process: negative regulation of transcription by RNA polymerase II. Gene Ontology annotation, molecular function: sequence-specific DNA binding. Gene Ontology annotation, cellular component: NuRD complex.